AUGCUUCCUCGUUUUUAUCUAUCAGUAACCCGAGCAUCUGUAGCUAGAACUGCUAUCCACUACUUCAGUACACAGGAUGAGUUCACUUUGAAGGAGUUUAGUGAAAAAUAUUUGGGAUAUCGAAAGGCAGUGUUCACCGAAAAGCUUGAAAUCACUGAUCCAAACAAAUUACCAGCUAUUCCUAUCUAUCGAGUUACAAAUUCGCUUGGGAAUAUUGUCGACGAGUCUCAAGAUCCAAAAUUGGACAAAGAAACUUCUCUGAAAAUGUAUCAUGAUAUGACGCAGCUUAACGUUAUGGAUCGCAUUUUGUACGACUCGCAGCGUCAAGGACGUAUCUCAUUUUACUUAACCAACUUUGGUGAAGAGUUCGUUUUCUUUUCACAACAGGGAACACAUAUUGGCUCUGCUGCAGCAGUUUUGGACAAAGACCUGAUUUAUGGACAGUAUCGUGAAGUUGGCGUAUUGAUGUGGAGGAAUUUCCCAUUGGAAAACUUAAUGCACCAAUGUUACGGAAAUUGUAAAGAUAUAGGGAAAGGGCGACAAAUGCCAGUGCACUAUGGUUCAGUUGAGCAUAACUUUGUCACAAUUUCCAGUCCACUCACUACACAGUUACCUCAGGCUCGUCUUUCCCUUUGGGAUAGGCUAUGUGUACAAAUUUGA
Molecule: messenger RNA, 660 nt
Organism: Angiostrongylus costaricensis
Lineage: Eukaryota; Metazoa; Nematoda; Chromadorea; Rhabditida; Metastrongylidae
Source: the annotation of a GenBank genome assembly